Molecule: messenger RNA, 441 nt
Organism: Cucumis melo (muskmelon)
Lineage: Eukaryota; Viridiplantae; Streptophyta; Magnoliopsida; Cucurbitales; Cucurbitaceae
Exons: 1
Coding region: 1-441 (146 amino acids)
Source: RefSeq, a predicted model, not a curated record
AUGAAAUCAGAGUUCGAAAUGAGCUUAGUAGGUGAACUGUCUUGCUUUCUGGGGUUGCAGGUCAAACAGAGAAGUGAAGGUAUAUUUAUAUCGCAAGAAAAGUAUGCCAAGAACAUAGUCAACAAGUUUGGUCUGAAUCGGUCACAAUACAAAAGGACUCCAGCUGCGACACAUGCUAAAAUUACCAAGGAUAGUAUUGGUACUGCAGUAGAUCAUAAACUGUGCAGGAGCAUGAUUGGAAGCCUUUUAUAUUUAACGACAAGCAGACCGGAUAUUGCCUAUGCUGUUGGAAUAUAUGCUCGAUAUCAGUUAGAUCCUCAUAUCUCUUACUUGAAUGCAGUUAAACAAAUAAUCAAAUAUGUUCACGGAACAACCAAUUUCAGAAUUCUGUAUUCUUACGAUACAUCUUCUGAACUGGUGGGAUAUUGUGAUGCUGACUAG